AUGUAUUAUCGGAUCAAGCGAGCAAAGUAUGGCAUAUAUCUUGAGUCAAUACCCUACAAAAUAAUGCUUUUCCGACCCGACAAUACUUCUUUGCUUGAUCCGACCAUACUAGCACUCAACAUAUUAACAUAUAGCUCAACAUUGAAUCAGAAUCUGAAGAGACUAAUGCGUUCUGAUAACGAAAGCGAAGAUGUAGGUAAAUCAACGCUAGUCAAAAUCCUAAAAGAAAAAUGUAAACAGAUGGGACUAAGCGUAACUCAACAAUGUCUUCGCUGUAAAGUAACAACCUCCUUGAAUCGGAAAACGAUCUCGGAGUUAGCACUAGAAAUCGGCGAGGAGCUCGCCGAUGAGCUGUCCUCUGUACAUGAUAUCAAGCCUGCCAUGUGGACACCGCCCUUAAGGAAACCGGAAAAAAAUUUUAAACUGCAGUCUAAGUUGAACUUUUCCGGCUGUACUGUGAGAAAGAAUACAAAAAUGGGAAGGAAAACUUCAAAAAUUCUAUCAAAACGACGAUUAUGGUAUCGAUCUGGAAGUAAUAAUCGUCGAAGAUAA
Ambispora gerdemannii is the source of this 552-nucleotide messenger RNA. Lineage: Eukaryota; Fungi; Glomeromycota; Glomeromycetes; Archaeosporales; Ambisporaceae. The record is from the annotation of a GenBank genome assembly.